GGCUGGUGAUCUGAAAAAAAAAGAAUCUCCAUGGCAGAAAACAAUUUCCCUCCUCUUCCACGUUUCAUUCCACUGAAGCCAUGUUUUUACCAAGACUUCAACGAGAUCCCAGACCAUCAGCGUACAAUGUGCAAACGACUGUAUUACCUAUGGAUAUUAAAUAGUGCCACCCUAGCAGUGAACCUGAUUGGCUGUCUAGCAUGGAUGUGCGGAGGGGGCGGGGCAACCAAUUUUGGGAUGGCCAUUCUGUGGCUGAUACUGUUCACCCCAUGUUCAUAUGUGUGCUGGUUUAGGCCCAUCUACAAGGCCUUCAAGACAGACAGUUCUUUCAACUUCAUGGCAUUCUUUUUCGUCUUCAUGGCGCAAGUGGUGAUUAGUAUCAUCCAAAGUGUUGGAAUCCCAGGAUGGGGAGUAUGUGGUUGGCUGGCCACCAUCACUUUUUUCAGCACUAAUAUUGGCUCUGCUGUUGUUAUGCUGAUUCCAACCAUAAUGUUCACUGCCGUGGCUGUUCUCUCGUUCAUUGCCCUCACCAAGGUUCACAACCUCUACCGUGGCAGCGGGGGCAGCAUGAGCAAGGCUCAGGAAGAAUGGACCACCGGCGCUUGGAAGAACCCUCACGUCCAGCAGGCAGCACAGCAGGCAGCGAUGGGGGCUGCACAGGGGACCAUGCAGGGUCAGCAGUACUCGGCCGCACCAACCUACAACUACGAUGAGCCAAUGUAGAUCCCUUUCAGCCACAGUGGGGGGAUGGGACAGAAACUUUAAGGGAUAAAGUUAGUGGUUGAAACGGGGGAAGGGAGAAAAGAAAGAUACAUCAAACUAAUUUGAAUUUAAACGAAUUUCCACCAGUACAACAAUACAUAAGCUUUUGCUUAAACUGUUUUAAAAGUGUGUGAUAGGUUAAAGAGUUGCUUUCGGUUUUUAGAACCCCUCAAUAGGAAAGUAUCAGUCUCCAUGUGGUAUUAAGGCAGAUUUAAUUAACGGUUAUGUAGUGUUUCUCCACUUAUCGUAUUUCAAACAUGGCUGAACUAGAGCACCAGUAAGGAAACAUUCCAAAGCUCACCAUGUUUCUAUAGUAACUAUAUUCUCAGAUUCCUCUGUGCGGUAUUUGCAAGCCAGUUCUAUAUUUUGUUUGGCUGUUAGUAUUCAAGAACACAUUUCCACUAUUUAGCAAACGCAUCUUUACUCUCACAUCUUAUGACUAAACGUAUGUUUUUAUGCACAGAGAGAAGAAAUUAUCAGCUUUUGGAAGUGCAUUGACUGGUAUUUACUUGAUCUUGCAGUUAAAAAAAGUAUAAACCCAGCUAACAGGAAACAUUCUGAGAACUUUGGCAAUGUUCUCUCAAAGUUAUGAGCAAACGUUCUUGUAACAUCCAAUGUUUGUUCAAAGUUAUCUGGUCUUUAAUAAUGUUCUCAAAUGUUAGCAAUGCUAUUC
Sinocyclocheilus grahami is the source of this 1435-nucleotide messenger RNA. It is a transcript of the gene scamp5a, whose product is annotated as secretory carrier membrane protein 5a. Gene Ontology annotation, biological process: protein transport. The record is from RefSeq and is a predicted model, not a curated record. The transcript has 6 exons. NCBI's taxonomy places the organism in Eukaryota, Metazoa, Chordata, Actinopteri, Cypriniformes, Cyprinidae. Bases 31 to 723 code for a protein of 230 amino acids. Gene Ontology annotation, cellular component: recycling endosome membrane; trans-Golgi network membrane.